Helobdella robusta is the source of this 1460-nucleotide messenger RNA. RefSeq lists its product as hypothetical. The record is from RefSeq and is a predicted model, not a curated record. The transcript has 8 exons. NCBI's taxonomy places the organism in Eukaryota, Metazoa, Annelida, Clitellata, Rhynchobdellida, Glossiphoniidae. The coding region runs from base 1 to 609 and encodes 202 amino acids.
AUGACUUCCGUCACAGUGUUGAGAUCGGCGGCUGCUGAAAAAAAUAAAAGAACCAUUCUCGGUGAAUUAAAAAAGAUUCUAAAUGAAGGAGAUGACGUCAUCGUGCUCGAAGUUGCUUCCGGAACUGGCCAGCACGUGACUUUCUUUGCAGAGCACCUGCCCCACGUGACUUGGUUUCCAAGCGAGUGCAAUGACGUGUACAUGACCAGUAUCCAGGGCUACACACAAAUUACCCACCGACAAAAUGUGAAGGACGCCUUGUGGAUUGAUACGAGGGACGAACCGGAUAGUUGGGGCAAGGGUGGCCUUCAAUCCAAAGUGUCCAGUUUCGAUUACAUACUCUGCAUCAAUAUGUUGCAUUACUGUGAAUGGAACGCCUGCAAGGGUUUAUUCAAAGGUGUCAACCACUACCUUAAGAAUGGAGGAAGCUUGCUGAUAUACGGACCCUUCAUAGUAGAGAACGAGCAGUGUUCUGAAGAGAAUCAACAAUUCGACUGCAUGCUCAGACAACAAAAUAGUGAGUGGGGACUUCGUGAAACAGCACAUAUGGACAUCAUCAUCAUCAUCAUCGUCAUCAUCGUCAUCAUCGUCUCUAGAAUGCAAUUAUGAUGAUGUGGAUAUGUUGUUGAUGAGGAUGAGGAGGAGGAGGUUUUUGAUAAUGAUGAUGAUCAUGAUUAUGAUGAUGAUCAUCAUCAUAAUUAUGAUGAUGAUUUUCAUAAUUAUGAUGAUGAUCAUGAUGAUUGUCAUCAUUAUUUUAACGCAAACACAUCUGAAUAUGUAAUAGUAAUACAAAAAUGCUUAAGUGAUUAAAUCUUCAUUACGAACCAUUCAUUUCAAAUUUAUCCUCUUGCAAACAAGCACACUGGUCGUUAUUACCCCACACCACACAACCAAAUAUUACACCAAUACACGCACACACACACACGCACACGUGCACUCGCACACAAACACACACACACACACAUAUAUAUAUAAUUCAUAUAUACAUAUUAAUAUAUUGUCUAUGCGUAUAUAUAAUAAAUUUGUUAACCUAUAUUUGUGAUUAGCUUUGCUUCAGUUUGUUUAAUAUGUAUAAACAUAUUUGUGUUUGUGUCUGUGUGUGUAUGUAUGCAUGUGCGUGUACGAGUAUGAAAGUGUGUGUAUGUGUGUUUCUUGUUAACUCUUUUACUCAACUGUGAUUGUAGAAGUUUUGGCGUUGUAAUUGAAAUAUAGAACAGGAAAUUGGAAACCAUUAUUUCUUUAGAGAAAAUUUAAGGGAAUGUGUUUAGCUUAAAGUUUCAAAUUGAAUUUAAUUGUCGUUAUAAAGAUUUUUAAUAAUGUUUUUAAAAAUAAUAAUAAUAAUAACGGAGAUAAUAAGAAAAAUUAAAGGUAUAAUAAUUAUUACAUGAAGUCACUCAAAACGUUCCUAAUCUCAUUUUUUCUCAUUUUGAAGUUUUGUAGUAAUAAAAAAUUAAUGAAGA